Messenger RNA from Helobdella robusta, 447 nucleotides. RefSeq lists its product as hypothetical. Bases 1 to 447 code for a protein of 148 amino acids. Lineage: Eukaryota; Metazoa; Annelida; Clitellata; Rhynchobdellida; Glossiphoniidae. The record is from RefSeq and is a predicted model, not a curated record. The transcript has a single exon.
AUGUAUAACAAUGUUUGGUAUCCAUCCAGAAAAACACUGGAUAGACAUUACAUACAUAUAUACAAACAAACAUACAAACAAACAUACAUAAUUGUUGCAGAUCUGAAGAGAGAGGCAAGCAUAUGUCACAGUCUGAAGCAUCCAUAUAUCCUGGAACUCUUUGAAACGUAUAGUAACAAUGGAGUUUUCUAUAUGGUCUUUGAAUUGUUAGUUAUGUUGUUGUUGUUGUUUGUUAUUGUUUGUUGUUGUUGUUUGUUAUUGUUUGUUGUGUUGUUGCGUUGUUUUUGUUUUCAAUUUUGUUUCUAUUAUGGUCGUCAUCACGUAGUUGCUGUUGUUACUGUUGUUGUUGAUGUUAGUGUUGUUGUUGUUGUAAUCGUUGAUAUUGUUUUUAGUAAUAAUGUUAAUGUUGUUGCUGGCAUUGUUGAAGUUUAUGGCGGGACUAGUUGA